Molecule: messenger RNA, 1178 nt
Organism: Neohortaea acidophila
Lineage: Eukaryota; Fungi; Ascomycota; Dothideomycetes; Mycosphaerellales; Teratosphaeriaceae
Product: Sas10/Utp3/C1D family-domain-containing protein
Exons: 1
Coding region: 32-856 (274 amino acids)
Biological process (GO): regulation of gene expression; maturation of 5.8S rRNA
Cellular component (GO): nucleolus; exosome (RNase complex)
Molecular function (GO): DNA binding; RNA binding
Source: RefSeq, a predicted model, not a curated record
AAACACUCCAACACAGACACCACCCCCAAACAUGGAGCCAGCCAGCGUCGCCGCGCUGGUCGAAGACCUAGAAAACACCAUCGACGACCUCGAAGACUCCCUGCAACCUCUUGUCAAAACUCAUCUCUCCACCAGCACAAGCAAACUGCCUCUCCUCGACAAGGCGAAAGCCUACGUCCUCGCCACCUACGCCCUCGAAUCCAUCCUCUUCUCUUCCUUGCGAUUGCAUGGCGUCGAUGCCAAGGCUCACCCUGUCUUCCAAGAGCUGGCGAGGGUGAAGGAGUAUUUCGGCAAGAUCAAAGCCGCGGAGACGUCGGGGGCUACGAGGCCGCAUGCGACACUGGACAAAGAGGCGGCGCAGAGAUUUAUUCGGCACGGGUUGGCGGGGAAUGACAGGUUUGAUCGCGAGCGAGGGGCGGCGGCAGGGACGAUGGGCAACGGUGGAGCGAAGAGGAAGUUGGAGGAUGUGGUUGGGAUGGGGAAACAUACGAAAUUGGAUGGGGUUUCGAAGAGGGUGAAGGCGGGUGAGGGUGCGGGAGAAUAUACUGCUUCUUCUUCGGAGGUGGGGACGCCGGAUGCCAGUGCGAGAGACACAGAUCCGGAGAUGGCGAAGGCGGAGAAGAAGGCGGCGCGGAAGUUACAGCGGAAGCUGGAGAAGAGGCAUGCCAAGUUUGCCUCAAUUGACGAUGCGUCGACUUCGGAGGUGGUGGGCAGUGAUGCUGCGUCUGCAACACUCUACGCUGAUGGCUCGAGCGAGCAUGAGAGUACGACUGGUGGGGUGGAUGAGCAGAGGGCGUGGAAGAAACCGGGGAAACCGCGACACAAGAAGAGCAAAGGGAUGAAGGUGGCUGGGUAGAAAUCAGAGGAGAUGGAAUGGGACGGAGUGAAUGCUCAUGGACUGUGUUUGCUUCGAUGCGAUGCGUUAGAUAGCGUUCAAUGAUACCCAUGCUCACGUGGUUGUUUUAGGCUCGCCCGUGGUAUGGCAUGUGCGGGAGUGACUUGCGCACAUUGCGUGCAUGCCCUUUCUUUGUUCACCAAAGCAGCAACUCAAGUCAAACAGUGCUGAACGAGAGAUCAUCAAUUCCGUACACAUCACAUCCACAUCACAUCACGCCUCGCGGUGCCGGGGGGCGCGUGCAUUAGCGCGCAAAGCAUCUCCAAACCUUCCUGGCCCUAAC